AUGUUUGCUUUGGCAGUAUUAGUAUUGAAUAUGCUCGUGCUCGCACUCGCCCCUUGUGAAUUAUGCUUACAAGUUUUUGGAUUGAAUCUGCUCGUAUUGGUACUCGCACUCGUCCCGUGUGAAGUGUACUAUUUGAUCGUGCAGGAAUUAUUCAACACAAUUCAAUGCCGUGGACCAACUACAGGACACUCACUGGAAACUCUUCAUCGUGCUGUUGUCGCCGAGUCUUGGAGCCCAGAGGUCGUGGAAACGCGACCGGACAGCGGAAGCAUUGAGACGCCAGGCACUGCCGGUGUCGUCCCCUGGAUGGCUUUGAUGGCAGGGGCUCUGGUGCUGCUCUUGGCUGUUUACUGGAAGCCUAAACUCAUUGGAUGCGAUGACCUUGAUCACGAAGAAGACGACCAGGAAGUGCCCUCAUUGGAUUCAAUUCUGGACACCGAGGAUCUGGAAUGUUCUGAGGAGGAGGAGGAGGAGGUGGAAGAACCUGACAGCUAUAAUGAUGAUGAUGAUGAUAUGGAAGAACUUGACAGCUCUGAUGCUGAUUCUGAUGAUGGGGAGGAGGAGGAGGAGGAGGAAGAAUUGGACAGUUCUGAUGCUGAUUCUGAUGAGGACGCAGAGGAGGAGGCGGAGGUGGAAGAAGAAUUCGACAGCUCUGAUUUUGAUGAUGACGUAGAGGAGGAGGAGGAGGAGGUGGAGGAAAAACUCGACAGCCAUCACGAUGAUGAAAAGGGAGAGCAAGAGGAGGAGAAGGAGGAGGAAGAAGAAGAAAUUUCGGAAACAGAGGAGCUUGAAACAACCGAGGUAAAGGAGGAGGAGGAGGAGGAGGAGGAUGAACUGGAACGCCUGUUGCACGAGGCAAAGAAAGAUAUCGUGAGGCUUCAGAAAGAAAUUUUGGACAAGGAUCUUCUGAUACAAAAGAAAGCAGCCGAGGAAACCGAAAUCAAAAAUGAAAACGAGGUUCUGAAAAUGGAAAAGGUACAUCUGCAGUAUCAAAAUCGAAAGCUGGAGGAAGAUUGCGAACUGGCUUUAGGCUGCGCCGACGUCAUGGGAAACUUACACAAAGAACUGAUGGAUGAAACAACGUUUCUGGAGAAUCGAUUGGAGGAGAAAGAUCACAUGUUGAGAAAGAGAGACGUUGAAGACAGAGAACUACGAAGUUAUUUCCAGCAAACGAUGGUUGAGAAAGACAAGGAACUGGAGAGCGCUUUGGAGAGGGCAAUUGAAAUAAGCCUUGAACUGAAGGAAAUGGAAACAAUCAAUGAAGCUCUUGCUUCAGAGAAGGAAUGUCUAAAGAGGGCAAAUGAAGACUAUAGGAAUGCCUUGGUCGAGAAGGAGAGAGAAGUAAACCACCUGCAGGACUUACUGGUACACAAAGCUGUAGAAGCUGAGAAGGACCAAAGGCAAAUCGGAAUACAAGAAAGUCAGAUUUUGGACAUGAAAGAGGACCACAUCGCUCUCCAAAGACAACUAGAGCUCACAAAAUCAGAAAAUUCCAGACUUGAGGAGCUAACUACUUGCUACAAAGGUCAACUUGCAGCUUGCCACGGAAAUGUAGCCAAGCUUGAAGACAAAAAUUGUGAGCUCGAGAAGAACCUCGUAAAUGAGACCCAGACAAAUAUCAGCCUUCAGAAUGAGGUCCUGAUACUAAAUGACCGAGUUCAGUCGCUGCAGUCAGCGUUGCACCAUAAAGAAUCUCGAUUGGUCUCGGCAGCAGAAGCUCUAAACAAUGAAAGAGCCAAAAAUGAGAUCACUGGCGCAGAACUUGAAGUCAUGAAAAACUGGGUAUCAGAAUUAGGAGGUGAGAAUGCCAAGAUCAAGGAAGACUUAGGAGAUGCAAUCUUGGUAAUUACUUCACUGAAGAAAGAGUUGGGAGAAGAACUGAAGAGGACCCAAAUUUUGAUGCAAGAAGUCCAGGCAAUGAAGAACUGGGUAUCGGAACUGGGAGGACAAAAUGCCGAGAUUAAGGAAGAUUUAGAAGAUAAGUGCCUGGAGUUAAGAGACAAACAUAAGCAGACCCAAAUUCUGAGGGAUGAAGUCCAGGUAAUGAGGAACUGGGUCUCUGAAUUAGGAGGAGAAAACGCCACCAUUAAAGAAGACUUAGAAGAAGCGCUCCUGGAAGUGACCAAACUCAAGAAGUCUUUGGUAAACGAGAAAAGGAAUGCUCUCCAUCACAGGAACGAAAUGGAAACCCUAUUGCAAGAAGAAAGGAAAAGAGGCAACGAAAUGGAGACAUCCCUAAGAACUAUAAAAUUGGAGCUCCACACAAAGCAACAGCUGAUAGAGAAUUUCUUAAACGCAGAAAGAAAAUUGAUACUUGAGAAACAGGAACUGGAAGACAAACUAGAAGUUGCCCUCAAUCUUGGAAAGGAGCUUGAGAGGGAAAGCAGUGAAAGGAUACUGCAUUACCAGGAGAAGCUCAAGGAUAAGGAGAAUGAAAAGGACAAGCUAAAGGAACGGAAGGAACAGCUGCAGAAGAACUUGGAAAGUGCUAUGUCCCAACUACAGAACUUGGAGUCUUCUUUAAAGCUUGCAGAAGGAGAGAUCUGCUCUUUGAAGAAGGCAGAAAACACAAACCUCCAAGAACUGGAACACCUUAGGAAAGAAUGUGAAAGAUUGAGAGAAAAGUGCAGGAUUCAAGACGAAAAUAUAAUUAAAGAACAAAAACGUGUCAGGGAGCACCUAAGGAUGCAGGAGGAAGAAUUGAGAAAUCAGGAUAAGUACAUGUUAAUGGCACUCCUCCAUGGAACUGCCCAGAGAAACUUCUAUUUGGAACACAUAGCACUGGACCAUAGAAACAAAGACCUAGACAAUGAAACCCUGAAAAACAGUCAAGAAGAAAACAAGCGCCUGGACCAAGAAGAGGACCUACAGCAACAACUACAGAAAGUAGAAGAAGAUCAGUACAGAGAGUACUGCAACGCCCAAAGAGAGAAGAAAGACUAUGGGAAGCAGUGGGAGGUCCUUACACAGAUGGUGGAGGAUUUAAUUGAGGGAGAUGACCGAAAGAAUUGCUAA
This is a messenger RNA of Macrobrachium nipponense, 3015 nucleotides long. Its product is annotated as trichohyalin-like. The transcript has a single exon. The record is from RefSeq and is a predicted model, not a curated record. Bases 1 to 3015 code for a protein of 1004 amino acids. NCBI's taxonomy places the organism in Eukaryota, Metazoa, Arthropoda, Malacostraca, Decapoda, Palaemonidae.